Messenger RNA from Aspergillus pseudotamarii, 264 nucleotides. RefSeq lists its product as uncharacterized. The record is from RefSeq and is a predicted model, not a curated record. The transcript has 2 exons. The coding region runs from base 1 to 264 and encodes 87 amino acids. Lineage: Eukaryota; Fungi; Ascomycota; Eurotiomycetes; Eurotiales; Aspergillaceae.
AUGUCCUAUAACGUGCCAUUCCGAUCUUCCGCUGCGGAUCGCCCUUGCUCUGAACACCGAGAAUGGUCAGAGUCCGAGAAUAGCGAACAAUUUGAAGGAGACGAUGAUGAGAGAGAAUGGUAUAAUGGUGAUGGUGUUUGGCCCACACUUCCAGAGUUCGAUCUUUGCCGUCAAAUGAGUCGUCAGACAUGGCAGACUCUGGCCAUGAGAGGCUGCCGGGUCCACGAUACCACCAACGCUGGGGACCUACAAAUAUCUCGAUAG